Messenger RNA from Calypte anna (Anna's hummingbird), 3657 nucleotides. Its product is annotated as mucosa-associated lymphoid tissue lymphoma translocation protein 1. Gene Ontology annotation, biological process: proteolysis. Gene Ontology annotation, molecular function: cysteine-type endopeptidase activity. The record is from RefSeq and is a predicted model, not a curated record. The transcript is spliced from 14 exons. Bases 145 to 2088 code for a protein of 647 amino acids. NCBI's taxonomy places the organism in Eukaryota, Metazoa, Chordata, Aves, Apodiformes, Trochilidae.
GGGCCCCAGCCCCCGCCGAGCUCCGAGCGCUGCUGUCCCGCCCGCCCCAGGUGCUGCUGCUGCUGCUGCUGCUUCCCCGGGAGAGGAGGAACCGCGGUCCCGGCCGGAGGCCCCGGAGUCCGGGAACCAUCCGCCGUCGGAGCAAUGCAGGAAGCCAUUGUGAUCACUGAGCAGCCCGUCUCCGUCGCCGUCCCGGUGGGAUACUCCUUCACCCUGCGGUGCAGAGCCGAGGGCCGCGGGCCGCUGCAGUACCAGUGGUUUUGUCAGCACCAGUCUCUCAGCCAGCAGAUUCCUGAUGCCACCAAGCAGGACUUGCCCAUCACUGCACAGCAGACCCAACUCUACACCUGCAGAAUCAAUGACCUUUACAGAAAUGCUGUCUUCUCUGACUGGGUGAAGGUGGAGGUCCAUCAGUGUGUUGCCAGAGGACUGCCCCCUCAGCUCUGGCAAGGAGAACCAGUCAUUGUCCUCAACCCCACCAAGCAGUGGGUGGAGGUGGGGAAGCCACUACAGCUGCAGUGUGCUGCCAUGGGGGUCCCAGCCCCCAGAUACCAGUGGUACCGGAAUGGGAACCUGCUGGAACACCAGAAGAAAAAAAAACUCUGGAUCACCCAUGCCAAGGUCAGUGACUCGGGCACCUACCUCUGCUGUGCCUCCAAUAGCCACGGGGAGCACUGGACCAACGCCGUGGAUGUUCACAUAGGUGCUAGUCAUUCUGAAAAGUUUUUUGCUACAGGCAAGGUAGCACUUUUAGUGGGCAACAACUGCUACCAGCAUCAUCCCAACCUGAUGGCUCCCAUCACAGAUGUGUUUGAGCUGAGUCGUCUCCUGGAGCAUCUGGGCUUCCAGGUUGUCUCCCUUCUGGACCUGAACAAGGCUGAGAUGGUGUCAGCAGUCAGUCAGUUCCUGCAGCUCCUGGAGAAGGGAUUCUAUGCUGUAUUCUACUAUGCUGGUCAUGGUUAUGAACAUUAUGGGAGGAACUACAUGGUCCCUGUUGAUGCUCCACAACCCUACACCCCUGAAAACUGCAUCAGUGUGCAGAGGAUCCUCCAGAAGAUGCAGCAGCAGCAGACGGCCCUGAACCUUGUCCUGCUGGACACCUGCAGGAAAUGGUACAACCCUGAGUGUGCCCUCUCCCAGGUACAGCCGCUGGCACCCUGGGGCAACACCGUUUAUGGCUACGCCACGAGUGAAGAUGCAGAAGCCUAUGAGUUGCAGGAUGGGGAGUUCAGCUCUGGCAUCUUCAUGAAAUACCUGAAGAAACAUAUUCUGCAGGAGAAGAAGGUUACACACAUGCUGGAGGAUGUGUUAGAAGACAUUGGCCGGGAUCCCUUGGUCACUGGGAAGCAGGUGAUGGAGAUCAAACACACUCUGAAGGAAGCCCGGUCCCUGACUGACCCCAUCUGUGCCUCAGGAGCAGCUGCUGAGCGCUGGGGAUGCAGCCAGGAGCCAGUGUGUGAAAUGGUGACCUUCCCCUGUGGGGCACGGGUAGAGCUACACUUCCACAGACUCUUCUCCAACGUGAUGCACAUUGGGGCCAAGCUGCAGCCCCCCCCAGCCCACCUCACGGACACGUGUCUCCUGCUCUGCCAGCCCAACGAGAUGGACAAUGUGGCUGUCGUGAGAGAGAGACACCUAGACCAAGUGGAGACCCUGCUGGCCUCCUUAUACAAGCAGGAGGGGCUGAACUGUGUCUUCCCACUCUGUGGACUACAGAGAAUUCAGAGGGAUGUGGUCCUACAGCUGGAUUUGCAUUACACCCAGAGGAGCACAGAGCAGAGGAGCUGUGAGAGCCUGCAGACCACCCUCCAGAAAUCUCUGCUCGGGCACUUUUUCACCCAGUGGAAUUACUCCCGGCCAAACGACCAGAGAACUCCUGCCCCUGCCAGCAGCCUGUGCCUCCAGGCCUCCUCGGCACCUCACAGGGACCCAAAAGGGCAGGAACCUCUGGGGACAGGCUUUGGCCACAGCUUGCACAGCAGCAACCCCUCCAACACCAGCAGUGAGCCGGAGGAGAACGAUGAGAGUGCCCUGAGCGAGCUCUGCUCAGCGCUUUGUGGGGCUGGCCCGGGGCAGGACCAUCCCUGACCCCCCUGGGCACAGCCCUGGAGCUGCUGUGGUCAACAGGGCAGAGGGUAUCCGAGUGCUGAAUGCCUCAGGAUCCAUCAGCUGAUUUCCAGCCUCGGCUGCCCGCCUGACCAAUCUGCCUUUUUUGGAAAGACUUCUACAACCUGCAGCCUGCGGGGCCUGAAAUAAUAAUAAUUCCUCGUGGGAAAUAACCCCUGUCCCAGGGGAUUGGAGAGGAGGAGUCGCUGUGACUGGCAGGGCCACCCGACAGGUCACACCGUCUCCAGGCAAAACCCAACGUUGCUUGAAGUUGAGGGCAUUGGCUGAUGCUUUCUGGGAAUCUGGGAAUUGCAGCAUUGAAGGUGUGAAGAAACCCAUAAACACUAAAGGGUGUGUGCUACAGCAGCAGGGACCCUGCCACUGCUGACCCCCAUCACACUCAGGGGACACAAGGCUUGAAGAGGGGACCCAGAGGGAACUGUGUGAAUGUAGAAGCUCUCCACUGCCCUGGGGUCACAACGUGCAAGUCCCACCUGUGUCAAAGCAGGUGUUAAAUUAUGCAUUUAAGUAUUUCAAAAGAAUGUAUUUAUACUUGGGGCAAGACAAUUGCUCGCCAGGAAAAGGAAGGUCAGAUGUUCUGUCAGGUGUGUGUUUACAAUGAGGGAUCAGCAGUACCCACCCUGUAGGUACAAUUUCCUGUGCCCCUUCUAGCAUGGCACACUGAGGAUAAAAGGGUGUUUGUUAAGGUCUGCAUAGCCCUGAGUUCCUGUCCAAUGCAGAAUUUCCUGCAUGGUGGAAAAGGACCAAGAUGGAUGAGGAAGAAACCUCAAAAAAAAAAGUCACUCUUGGUGCAAAUUUUAUUUUUAAGUGCCUGUCUCUGUGCAUGCUCUGUGAGCAUCCUCAUCCGCCUUUUGUGGGGAGCCAGCCCUCCAGAGAGAGCCACAGGGGAGCAGGGCCCAAAGGACAACCCCAGGGGGUGCACUCCCCUCCCUACCUGCUCCUCCGAUAUUUGUUGCAUAAAAGUUUCAGCAUAGCUCCAGGUGAUUGUUCAGCAUGGACCUGGGAGGAUGAUAAAAUAGUUCAGCAGUGGCCAGUGAUACCAAUGAGGUAUGGGAAUUCUAUCCUUGGGCACAGUUUGCUCCAGACUGGAGAAGGUGCUGAUGAACCAGUCCAAGUCCAGGGUGCUGGAGAGUGCUGAAGGUCCCUCCUGGGUGUUGUACUCCCGUGAAAGAAAGAACAUGGAGAUAAAAAAAUUGGUUGAGGACGGUGGGGUGGGGGGAGGUGCCCAGGUUCUGUCUUCCCUCUAUAAGAGGGAUGGAAGAGAGAAUUUGUAAAGUUUCAGUUCUCCUUCAGCAGUGAAGACAGAUACUUAGAUUUCUGUCUGUGUUGUCUGUUGCAACGUGGAAGAAAAUAAAAUGCUCCUUCCAGAUAAACUAUCCGACAAGUGCUGGAAACCUGGCCAGAGAGAACAGAGGAGGCUUUUAUUCUCCUCACAGUGAGGAGAGCCAAGGGAAAGAAGUGAGGCCCCAUCUGGCUGAAGUCUAGAAAGUCUCCUAGGAAAAAAUGUAAAGCUCAAAAAACAAAAAAAAA